AUGAUAAAUUUUAUACUUCUUCAAAAUAGACAGGGGAAAACCAUAUUUUCAAAAUGGUAUAUUAAUUGUGAUGAAGGAAAACGAAAGCAAAUUGAAAGAAAUAUAAAUAAAAUUUUAAUAAAUCGAAGCACACAUUAUGCAAAUGUAUUUGUAUAUGAGCAAUUUAAAAUUAUUUACAGACUAUAUGCAGGAUUAUAUUUUAUUGUAUCUAUUGAAAAUGAAAACGAGUUAUAUAUCCUUGAAUUUAUUCAGUUUAUGGCCCAGAUCUUAGACACAUUUUUUACAAAUGUAUGUGAAUUAGAUCUUCUUUUUAAUUUUCAUUUGUUAUAUUAUUUUUUUGAUAAUAUAAUAUUAGGUGGAUAUAUAUAUGAAGUAAAUAAAAAUAUUAUUUUAGAUAAAAUUAGUAAAAUCAAAAAAUUUUUAUAA
Molecule: messenger RNA, 426 nt
Organism: Plasmodium vinckei vinckei
Lineage: Eukaryota; Apicomplexa; Aconoidasida; Haemosporida; Plasmodiidae
Product: AP-2 complex subunit sigma, putative
Exons: 3
Coding region: 1-426 (141 amino acids)
Biological process (GO): intracellular protein transport; vesicle-mediated transport
Cellular component (GO): membrane coat; intracellular membrane-bounded organelle
Source: RefSeq, a predicted model, not a curated record